CUCAAUUCAGCGUGUGAGUAACUCACAGCUGUCAAUUCCCUCCCUAUAUAAAGCAUUUCCUCCUUUUUUCCGCUCGUUCAUAAAGGAAUCCGUCGUUGCAACUUAACUCUUAAUUUCCCAAAACACCCUUUACGUCAUGGAAAGUUACAAGAGAAACCACCUCACUUGUGACCACGAGCAUCAAAUAAUGGUCUCCACCCUCAUGCACGUAAUAAACGGUGGACAACCUACCACGUCAGUGUUAACUUCAAGUAGUGGGACCAACAAUGGGUUUUCUUUUAGCGACACGUGUCCUUUCAUAAACUGUAAUGAGUAUUUCGACGGCAUUUUCCCGCCAAGCGGACGCCGACAACAACCAGCCAGAGUCCCAGCAAACAGGAAGCGUUACAGGCGAGUACGGCAGAGGCCAUGGGGGAAAUGGGUGGCGGAGAUUCGAGACCCGAAACGGGCGGUUAGGGUAUGGCUGGGGACGUUCGAUACGGCGGAGGCUGCUGCCAGGGCUUAUGACAGGGCGGCUAUUAGAUUUCGUGGAGAUAAAGCAAAGGUCAAUUUCCCAUUAUCAGAUUACAAAAUGGAGCAAGAAGAAGGAGAAAAAGGAAAGAAGAGAGAAAUUCAAGAAGAGAAAGACAAGAGCAAUGGAGAAAAAGGACAGACUAUUAAAGAAAAUGAAGAGGCAGCAUUGGAAAUAUUCUCUGAGGAAGAGUUUAGGGAGAUGAUGAUGAUGAUGGAUUAACGGCAGCUACCUCCCUCCGCUUCCCGCAUGAUUAUGAUAUAGGAAGGAACGAGUCAAAAACGUUGGCAUACAACUAGUGAAUUUAAAUUAAAAUUGAAUUAAAAUUUGAUAAGUUUGGUCGCUUUAGUUAGGCAGACAGGCAGGGGAAGAGGAUGAUGGUUAACUAUGUGUUUUAAUUAGUCAUGUGUUAAUUAUAAAAGUGUCUGUUUAUCUUUUUACCUUAAAA
Durio zibethinus is the source of this 959-nucleotide messenger RNA. RefSeq names its product ethylene-responsive transcription factor ERF110-like. Lineage: Eukaryota; Viridiplantae; Streptophyta; Magnoliopsida; Malvales; Malvaceae. Gene Ontology annotation, molecular function: DNA binding; DNA-binding transcription factor activity. Gene Ontology annotation, biological process: regulation of DNA-templated transcription; ethylene-activated signaling pathway. The record is from RefSeq and is a predicted model, not a curated record.